Cyclopterus lumpus (lumpfish) is the source of this 922-nucleotide messenger RNA. RefSeq names its product cilia- and flagella-associated protein 54 (gene cfap54). The transcript has 6 exons. Gene Ontology annotation, biological process: cilium assembly. The record is from RefSeq and is a predicted model, not a curated record. NCBI's taxonomy places the organism in Eukaryota, Metazoa, Chordata, Actinopteri, Perciformes, Cyclopteridae. Bases 107 to 922 code for a protein of 271 amino acids.
UGUCGUUGGAUAUAGCGGUUAGUUAACAGUUAGUUAAUGUUAGUUACGCUAACGUUAGCGAACAGACGUCCGUUAGUUGGUUACAACUAUCGUUGAGGCCGCAGAAAUGGAUUUACCGGCUUCAUAUUACGGGCAACUUGAUAAAAGAAACCCAGUUGUUUCAUCCUUCGAACGAGACAUUAACUCGUUCAUGACGUCGAUUAAACGAGUCUCCUCUUCGGCUCGCCAGGACCACGGCUCCUACGUGAAAGGGAUUAAAAUCCUGGUGGAGAUUUGGAAAAAGUACAAACAACGACUGCCUUCGAAGUUGUACCUGGAGCGCAUGUUGCAGAUUGCAGAUUUUCUUUUUGGAAUAAAGCUGUACCAGCUCGCUUUUUGGCAGGGAUACAGUCUGCACCUGCUUCAGUUCAGCUCAGCGGCAAUAACUGACAUCACAGAUGUGGACCACUUCAUGGCCUGCUUCUUCCCAGAAGGUUUUGAUACAGACCAAGAUGCCUUUGCCAUGAAGAUCCGUGCAAUGCAGGGCUGCGCCUUGUGUAUAUUUGAGCAGGAGAAAAGACACAACGUUCUCAGCCAGAAGGGACUCUGUAAACUGCUUCAUGUGCUGAACUUUAUCAGGAUCAUGAUGCAGGCGUUGCAGCAACAUGAGCACCUCUGCUGGCAAAUAUAUAAUGCUUCAUUACUCAUCUACACCAUCUGCCGUUACCUGAUGACCAUGAAUUGUAGUGCACAGGCUCUGGAGUACCUUCUAUGGGCAAGCAUCAGUUUAGAGCUGUCCAUCACUCUGAUGACUGCUAAGUAUCUGCCAUGGAUUGUCACACUCUACUGUGCUGUCUGCCACUGUUACUAUGACAACCAGGCUGGUGUGCAGGCGGAGGUAAAAGACACAAUCCAGACACCUAGAAGCAGACAAUCAUUGUGA